AUGGAAAGCAUCAACAUCUCUGUCAUAGGUGCCAAUGGUGUGGGCAAGUCCCAUUUCAUACAGAGGGCGAUGUCACUUUCUCGUCCGCCCGGCCCUAAUCCUACGACAGCUCGUAUCAAUAUCGACAACGUACCUUACGCUGUUACACUGUUUGAGUUGGAUCUCGAAUACUUUGACGUGGACCCCGAUCGACAGAUCAAGUGGCCUAAGCAAGCAGGCGGUGCUAUCAUCCCUCGCGUGAAUGGAGUCUUGCUUUUAUACGAUGUGAUGAACAGAGAGAGCAUCAUAGAGUUGCCUCAGACCUUGAAUGCUCUUGUGAAUUCUUCACUACCCGCGGUCCUUGUUGCGACAAAGUGCGACAAUCCUGAGAAGUUACGCCACAUCGAUACGGAGGCGGUCGCUGCCGCAUGUCAAUCUUGCCUCGCAACUUUUAAAACGUCAGCCAAUAAGCCAGAGAGUGCGAGGAUAGCUUUGUCUACGUUGUUAAAAGCAUUGGUGGCAAGGAAUCAGGACGUCGACAGCGUGGACGGGAUAAGUAAUUCAAGACGAAGGGCUGCUUCGGCUGCUCACCUUGAUUUUCAAAUAGAACCUACAAAUACGCGACCGAUAAGCCAACAUAGCAAGCAUAGCCGCGCUAGCUCGGAUAUGUCGUUACUUCGAGGUAUAUCGAACCAACCGGGAACGGAUUACCGCCACUCCUCGAGACAACCUCGUCAUGAUCUUGCUGGAAACCAAUUUUCAGAAGCUGCAGACGAAGAUUCUGCUCAAAUUAUCUCUAGUAUGCCCCGCACCCCUGGUAUUAGGCUGGAUCAUACCCAGACCACCUCAUUUCCUGAUAUUGACGACUCAGAUGCGGACUCUAUGCGAUACGACGAUAUACCCCUGCUGCAACGGACCGAUGAAUCGGUAUUCGAACGACCGGCGAGGAAAAUAGGCGUUACCUUCGAAGAACUAAUCGACCGUCUCAUCGCUCCUAAAAUGUCUAGAGCAGACAAUAAUUUCUUGGAGAUCUUCUUGUGCUUGUACCGCAAGUUCGCCUCUCCGGGACAGCUCUUUUCAUCCCUUUCGUCACGACUGGACCGCAUUAAGGACGACAAGUCCGUCCAUUACCUUACCAAGAUAUCCUCCCAGUUUCGAAUUAUCGAAGUGAUCGCCAAAUGGGUCGCAACCUACCCCGGGGAUUUCGCGCGGCCGGCGACAAGAAGAAACAUAGAAGACUUCAUAAGACACUUAGCCACGGAACCGGCAUUCUUUGCGGCCUCACAACAGAUGCGCCAGACAAUGGAAUACGGCAUAAUCGAGGCUGAUGACACAGGCUGGGAGAAGGCUGAUAGCCUCGAGGAUGUGCAACUAGACGAUCGCGAGCUGAGUACAAGAGAUACCAAUAGGAGGUAUGCUGAACUGUCAGAAAGUAUGAGCUCUCUUGGUGUGGACGAUCCGAUCGAACGACGGCCCUCGGCUAGUUCGUCAUUCCAAAUGGAUACUGGACCGCCAUCUGGGCCUGCUGGGAAGAUACACUCAUUCCAGUCUCAUUCAUACGAGGACUACGAACGAGAGGCGGCGACGAUGGUGCCCACAUAUACAUUACCGCUAACUAAAUUUCGGUACCAUAUAUUCAUGGACACGCAGAACGACGAUAUCGCCGAUGAGAUGACAAGGAUUGAUUGGGUUAUGUUCUCUUCGAUCCGGAUACGCGACUUGAUCCGCCAUGUCAGCUUGUCCGCAGAGCAGAAGGAGAAGUGCAGAGCUAUGAAGAACGUCAACCGUAUGAUUGCUCACUUCAACCAUAUCGCGACUUGGGUAUCCAAUAUGAUCCUCAUGAGAGAAAAGGCCAAGCAUCGUGCCCAGAUGCUGGAGAAGUUCAUGAAUAUCGCGUUGAAACUGAGGCAGCUAAACAACUACAACGGACUCGCGGCAGUACUGGCUGGUAUCAAUGGGACGGCUAUUCAUCGCCUGUCGCAGACCCGAGCGCUCGUACCAACGGACGUGCAAAAACGGUUUGCGCGGUUAGUGCUCUUAAUGGGGACGCAGAAGAGCCACUUCGCCUACCGACUAGCAUGGGAAAAUUCACCAUUACCGCGUAUCCCCUUCAUUCCUUUGCAUCGUAGGGAUCUUGUAUCGGCGGAAGAGGGCAGCAUGACAAUGGUGGGGCCCCAAGGCGAUCGAAUAAACUGGAAGAAAUUUGAAGUUCUAGGGGAAAUCCUCUUGCCAAUCAUGAAGAGUCAGGGUACUCCAUAUCCGAACCUAUCCAAGCAUGAUACGGCAAGGGAACUUAUCUUAGAUUGUUUGAUGCCUACGGACGAAGAGGACAUUUACCAACGAAGCGUCCAGGUAGAGUCGCCGAGUGGCGUCUCUUCGGAUGCCGGGAAGAAGAAAUUCCCAUGGUUUGCGAAUUCAAAGUGA
This is a messenger RNA of Daldinia caldariorum, 2403 nucleotides long. Its product is annotated as ras GEF. The coding region runs from base 1 to 2403 and encodes 800 amino acids. Gene Ontology annotation, cellular component: plasma membrane. Gene Ontology annotation, molecular function: GTP binding; guanyl-nucleotide exchange factor activity; GTPase activity. The record is from RefSeq and is a predicted model, not a curated record. NCBI's taxonomy places the organism in Eukaryota, Fungi, Ascomycota, Sordariomycetes, Xylariales, Hypoxylaceae. The transcript has 4 exons. Gene Ontology annotation, biological process: Ras protein signal transduction; positive regulation of GTPase activity.